AUGGAAAAUGGCAUUAAAGUUAUUUAUUUUGUGUGCUUAAGUUAUAUAUCCUUAGUAUUUAAAGGGACAGGCGAGAAGCCGUACCGAUGUAACGUGGAAGGAUGUGAACGAGCCUUCGCCCAGUUAUCAAACCUACAACAUCAUCUACGUAACCAUGACGAUCAAGUUAAAAAGGCAGCAACCAAACAGUUUAAAUGCCUAAUUUGUCAUCGUUGUUACACGAAUGAAAGUAGCCUUAAAUCUCACACGUUAAAGAUGCACAUUCACAUCAAGCCUUUAGACCAGCAUCAAAUCCAGGACCUCGCGAACCGUCAACGAAAGCGUAAGCAGAAGAACCCAACAAUGUAUAAUUCUCCCACGAUGGUGCCCCUGCGUAACCGGGAGAACGGGAACCCGACAGAUUGUGUCAUUACGCGAGUGGAUCAUAAUUUAGAUUUACGUCACGCCAUGAGAGAGAGACAAUUGUCACAAAAUGCUCAACAAUUACGAGACAGCCUCUCUUUGGGUGAGAGAGCCUCCAAUGGUCAACUUCACAACAGCCUUUUUUCAAAUUCGGUCUCCGAUCAUCACCAUGACGAUAUCAACUCAUUAGAACGUCGAGCACAACGAGAAUUGCUGCUACAUGAGCCUUUGGCGUCUGCUUCACUUCAAAUGUUUUCAAAUCAAUCUAUUACCAGAAGACCGAGUUCGACGAUACCCACAUCUAUUGGAUCAAUCAGCGAUGGAUCCUUGGCGCAUCAGUCAUCAAGAGACUUGUAUUCUCCGUUACCGAGUCAUCACAUUGAUCAUCCAACGUCGCCUAGUCCGUAUCCAUCGUUAAACCUGAACGUCACCGGGAAUCCAUACCCUGCCCAUAUUAAUCAUAUCAACCGCCAUUUGUCCCCGUCGACCAUCACCCCAGCACAUCAACACUAUAGUGCUAAUUUUAAUAAUUCGGCCAUGAGGCUCUCGCAUCGUCUGCCACACAUGAUGGUUAAUCCCAUGGCAACGGAUCACAUGACAUUACCAACAGCUCCAUCUCGUUUAUUGGAUACGAUGCCUUUCUCUCCACUCGGAAAUUAA
Molecule: messenger RNA, 1062 nt
Organism: Lottia gigantea (owl limpet)
Lineage: Eukaryota; Metazoa; Mollusca; Gastropoda; Lottiidae
Exons: 4
Coding region: 1-1062 (353 amino acids)
Biological process (GO): regulation of transcription by RNA polymerase II; central nervous system development
Cellular component (GO): nucleus
Molecular function (GO): RNA polymerase II cis-regulatory region sequence-specific DNA binding; DNA-binding transcription factor activity, RNA polymerase II-specific
Source: RefSeq, a predicted model, not a curated record